Messenger RNA from Lymnaea stagnalis (great pond snail), 1001 nucleotides. NCBI's taxonomy places the organism in Eukaryota, Metazoa, Mollusca, Gastropoda, Lymnaeidae. The record is from the annotation of a GenBank genome assembly.
CUUCGGCAGUCUCAAAACACAUUCCUGCUGGCAUUUGAUGGUGACACAGAUUUCUCACCAGGUUCUGUAAAAAUCCUGCUUGAUAGAAUGAGAGAUGAAAAUUUCGGUGCAGCCUGUGGCAGAAUCCAUCCAAUUGGAAAUGGUGAGUAUUAGCAAAAACAUUAAUUUUUAUACAUUCAUUUAUUUGUAUUCAUCAUUGCUCUCAUAAGCCUAAAGCCAUAUAAUCUUCGUUGAUAAAAGACAACACUGCAUCUUUCUGUUUAGCUUCUUCUAACCAGCAUUGGACAUAUUUAUUUUCCUUCAUUCUGUUUGCAUUUAUCUCUUCUAAGGUCCUAUGAUAUGGUAUCAGAAGUUUGAGUAUGCCAUUGGUCACUGGCUCCAGAAAGCUGCUGAACAUGUGUUUGGGUGUGUUCUGUGUAGUCCUGGUUGUUUCAGGUAUGGGACUGUAACUUAUUGUUUUUGUUAAUGUGCUAAACAUAAUUUAAUUUCUUGCUGAAACUAUUUUGAAAAUAUACUAUUUAUGAAUGAUGCGUCUCUCUAGAAGAAAAAAAAUAGUGUGUAAAGGGAAGGAAGUGAAGCACCAAAAAAAGAUAAACAUUUUUAAAAGCAUGGUCCUCAUAUUUACAAGUACUCGUUGAAAGAGAAAAAAAAGGCAGAUGCUCAGGAACCGCUCUCCCAUCAUGUAGAUGAGAGGCUAAUGGAAAUCAACAUCCCUCUGAAUUGAUUUUAAGCAAACAACUUUACUACCUGAUAUUGUAAAAACAAACUUCAUUAUUUAUAUAAAGGAAUACAAAUGUUAUAAGUUAUAGGAUUACGGGCUCACCAUUCAAGUACACAAAAAAGACAAUGUUGUUUCACAACACUAAUUUGGUUUUUUUCAUACGUCUUCCAGUUUGUUUCAUGCUGCAGCCCUAAUGGACACAAAUGUUAUGAAAAAAUACACAACUGAGCCAAGUCACCAUUUACAGUUUGAUCAGGGUAGGUUGUCUGCUUGUCCUUAA